AUUCUACAACAAACACAUUCUUCUUAACACUAAAUACCUUUUUUCUUUUCGUCUUCAUUCGCACAAAAAAAUGUCGGGAAUCGUUGUGAUUUUCGACUUCGACAAGACCAUUAUCGAUAUCGAUAGUGACAAUUGGGUCGUCGAUGAGUUGGGUGCAACCGAUAUGUUCAACCAACUUCUGACCACCAUGCCAUGGAACACCGUCAUGGACAAAAUGAUGAACGAGUUGUAUUUGCAAGGUAAGAGCAUUGGAGAUAUCGAGGAUGUACUGAAACGAGUCCCAAUACAUCCUCGUGUUGUACCGGCUAUUAAAGCCGCAUACGCCUUAGGGUGCGAUUUGAGGGUGUUGAGUGAUGCCAAUUUGUUCUAUAUCGAGACGAUAUUGAAGCAUCUUGGGAUACGAGAAUGUUUCUCCGAGAUUAACACGAACCCUGGAUUCGUCGACGAAGAAGGAAAGUUAAGGAUUUUGCCAUACCAUGAUUUCCACACAUUCUCUCAUGGUUGCAACCUUUGCCCUCCCAACAUGUGCAAGGGUAAAAUAAUAGAAAGAAUUCAAACGACGUUAGAAAACAAAACGAUCAUAUAUUUGGGAGAUGGUGCGGGUGACUUUUGCCCGAGCUUAAAGCUUACAAAAGAAGAUUACAUGAUGCCGAGGAAAGAUUUUCCCGUGUGGGAGUUGAUAUGCAAAAACGGUGACCUUGUUCAAGCUGAUGUACACGAAUGGGCGGACGGGGAAGAGCUCGAGAGAGUUCUCAUUCAACUUAUCACGACGAUUAUUUCGAUGGAUGAAAAUGUUGUUGAUAACACAAAUCAAUUGUUUGAUUGCAAGUUUGAGACCAUUGGGCAUAAGGUUUUGCCUAAACCACUCUAUGUUCCAUGAUAACUAUUGUAUAACUAUCCAAAAAUAUUGGAUCUACAUAAAAUAAUAUAUAUUGAGCUCUUGGAUCUAUUUAAAUAUUUAUGUUAUGUGUUUUUGUAUAUUCUAA
Molecule: messenger RNA, 986 nt
Organism: Helianthus annuus (common sunflower)
Lineage: Eukaryota; Viridiplantae; Streptophyta; Magnoliopsida; Asterales; Asteraceae
Product: inorganic pyrophosphatase 2-like
Exons: 4
Coding region: 71-880 (269 amino acids)
Molecular function (GO): phosphatase activity
Source: RefSeq, a predicted model, not a curated record